Myzus persicae (green peach aphid) is the source of this 3088-nucleotide messenger RNA. RefSeq names its product protein lozenge-like. NCBI's taxonomy places the organism in Eukaryota, Metazoa, Arthropoda, Insecta, Hemiptera, Aphididae. The transcript is spliced from 5 exons. Gene Ontology annotation, cellular component: nucleus. The coding region runs from base 358 to 2058 and encodes 566 amino acids. The record is from RefSeq and is a predicted model, not a curated record. Gene Ontology annotation, biological process: regulation of DNA-templated transcription. Gene Ontology annotation, molecular function: DNA-binding transcription factor activity, RNA polymerase II-specific; ATP binding; RNA polymerase II cis-regulatory region sequence-specific DNA binding.
CGGGCUGCACGUCGUCGCGCGACCGUCCGUGGACCGUUCGUCCCCGCAGCGGCAGCAGCAGUAGUAGUAGUAGUAGUCGGCUCACAUCCGCGGUCCGGACGCGCACGAUGCGAUCGAAACACAGCAAAGUCGGGCGCGCCGUCACCCCGCGGUAAAAAAAAAAAGCGAAUCGAAUAAAACUGCGCUGCAAAUCCGACACCUACGAGACAACUGCAUAAUAAUUAUAACGAUAUUAUUAAAUAUGUUUUCGUGUAAUUUGAAAACGGCCUAAGACGGCUUGACCGGUUUUAAAUAAUAUUAUAGUAUUGUGACAGUUAAAAAAACCGUCGUGAGUUUUUCUGCAGCCGACGCCGAGAUAUGCGCCUGGUGCGGAUGACGUCGGAUCACAGCAAGAAGAGGCGCCGCGGCCCUUCGUCGGCGGACCAUCAUGGCGCGGCCACCACCUCGUCGUCUUCGUCGUCGUCCUCUCCGCCGUCCGAGGACUUGUGGUGGACCGAGGCGGCCGUCAACGAGGUGACCGCUGAGCACCCGGGCGAGUUGGUUCGAACCGGGUGCCCGUACAUGCUGUGCAGUGCCCUGCCCACGCACUGGCGGUCCAACAAGACGCUGCCCGGCGCGUUCAAGGUGGUCAUACUGUCCGAGGUGCCAGACGGCACGGCCGUCACGCUCAAGGCCGGCAACGAUGAGAACUGUUCAGCCGAGCUGCGCAACUGUUCCGCCCUGGUCAAGAACCAAAUCGCCAAGUUCAACGAUUUGAGGUUCGUCGGGCGAAGCGGACGAGGGAAAAGUUUCACGAUCACCAUUACAGUUUCGACGUGUCCACCUCAAGUAGCGACGUAUAAUAAAGCAAUCAAAGUUACCGUGGACGGACCUCGAGAACCACGAUCCAAAUCUCUACACCAAGGUCCUCCUCAUCAGUUCCGUGGAUUGGGCCUCGGUCAGAGGCCCUUUAUGGAAAAUGCAUCGUUUUCCAAUCAUUUGCGGGAGUUGGAUACAUACCGCCGAGUGAAGACCGAAGAAUCACCCGUCCUCGAGCAGACGUAUCGGUCAACAAACAACCAAGACGAACAUUCCGACGUACCAGUCGGCGUGCCCGAGUCGAGCAACUGGUGUGGUUAUUCGACGUCGUCGUAUUCGCCAAGUGCCGCGCCGCUCGGAGGAGCUGCAUACGCCGCUUAUCCCGAUGCCGCCGGACCUGCCGCGGCCAUGGCCAUGGACGCUCCUUCAGCCAUGUACGGAAGCGGCCAUCCGGAAGUACAGCAAAACAACCAGAUGGCAGACUUUUGCGGCACGCACCAACAACACCAACACCACCACCAUCACCAACAACAACAUCAACAACAACAGCAACAUGAGCACCACCAACAACACCAACAGGAGCUCUUAAAACCGGCACUCCAUAACCAAGAUUUGGAAACAGGCGUCGGCGUCGGUGGCGGCUAUUACCCGUCGUCUUGGCCGACCGCGGAACAUCACCAUCACCAUCAUCCGUCGUCGUACCACCAUCACCAUCACCAUGCGGCCGCGGUCGCGUACCAGUACAACGCAGCAGUGGUACCACCGCCACCGCCACCGCCUCCGACACACCACCCGGUGCAGAUGACCGCCGAACCGCCACCUGUGCCGCCGCCCACCACGAUGGUGCUGUACCCGCAUCUGUACUCGACAGUGAACCAGAACCAGAUACACCUGCACCUGCACGCGCCGUCAUCCGCAGCCGAACAUCAAUUGCAGCAAUUGCACAUCAACAACAACAACAACAACAGCAUCAAGGACCCGUCCGCGGCCGAACACCAUCAGUACGUCGUGGACGACGUGGCCGCGUUGGCCGCGGUCGCGGCUGCCGGUAAUCCGGCCUCGCAGUUGACCAUCAGCGCGGCCGGCAGCGGAAGAGGGAACGCGCGCGGCAUCGAAAUCGGGCUGUUACCACCACCCCCCGCCGUAUCACUAGAAGAACACCAUCAGGCGGGCGACAUCAUAUCCAUUGGAGGCCGGUACAGCGACCGGCAGCAACAGCAGCAACAGCACACCGACCUGGCAGUCUGGAGGCCCUACUGAUCGGCUGCGUCGCCACUUAUUAAUUAUUAUUAUGCUUAUUAUUUGAUUACUACCGCAGAGGACUACCACGUGACGGCAACAAGGGUCGCCACUUAAACCGUAUAAAGCGCUACGCUCAACCAGAGACGCUAUAAAUCUGUAGCGACGUACGUCCUAUUAUGAAUUAUUAGUAUAUCAUAUGUUGUUGACAGUGUCUUUUCAUACAGGUUUACAGUGGUGGUGCUAAAACUAUUAUUAUUAUUAUCAUUAUUAUUAUUAUUAAAUUUUUAUUUUUGUCAUUUAUAUAAUACCUACAACUGUCAAUGGUGUGUUGGUGAGACAGUGGGAGGCCCACGAUGAGCAGCAUUUUAUUUUGUAAACGCUAUUUGUAAUGUGACUAUUUUGAAGACGCCUUUUGACCCUGAGUGAGAUUAUUUAAGAUAAAUAAUAAACAUUUCUAUAAUAGACACUAGGUAUCUAUAAAAUUAUUAAAUUGCUCAAAAUUUGUUUUAUUGUGAUUUACAGUAAUUUUUCUUAUUUACAUUUUAAAUUUAGCUAUUUUAAUUAUAUUCGCAAUAUUAAUCAUGACAAUAUUCAAAUCAUAAAAUAUUAUAAUGCAACAGAUGAUUUCAAAAUUAUUAAAAUAACAGCAAAUUCCACAAAUUGUCUCUUGGCCUGUAGUUGUCGUAUCGAUUCGACAAGAAUAAAAAAUAUAGUGUCAUCGGGGAAAGUGAUUUAACUACUUACUUAGAGUUGUAACUAUUUUAAACUAAUACUGACCGUAGGUCUGUAGGAUAAGCAUUAAAAACUGUCAUAAUGAUCCCAGACUUAUUAUAGGUUAACUUAUUCUAAUACUUACAUCAUUAUCUUUAAAUCUUUGUUUUAACAUCUUCCUCAUUUUUUCGUCUAUUAUACACAAUAUACUGUAUAGAGAUUCAAUUUUUGUUUAUCUGCGCCAAAAAGUCAAAAUAAAACGAUUGUGAAUCAUAAUAUUUAACUAAGAUUAAUUCCAAACGAGCUAUAAUGGAAAAACCUUUCGGAACGUUUUCCA